Molecule: messenger RNA, 2061 nt
Organism: Suillus clintonianus
Lineage: Eukaryota; Fungi; Basidiomycota; Agaricomycetes; Boletales; Suillaceae
Exons: 7
Coding region: 49-1899 (616 amino acids)
Source: RefSeq, a predicted model, not a curated record
GAUCUACGCCACAUUUACAUUAUUUCUUCGGUCAGCGUUCGAAUUUUCAUGGCUCCAACAACACGAGUAUCAAACAAAGACAAGCACCCUGGAAACAUCUUGCUUCCUGAUUCCCACCUAGCCAGAAAAGCCGCUGCAACAAAAGCAGCCAUUGACGAGGUCGCUCAGUUACUAAAGCAAGAAAUGUACGAGGACGCAUGGCAGUGGGAAGGGGAAGAGGCAACACGUCCACUAACACGGUCCAACGCGAAGAUCACGCACCCUUCAGGAGCGCGUGCUUGCAAUCAACUCAGCAGCUCGAAGCAAGAGCAGACAGCCGCUGCGGACAAUGGGAGCUCCCACAAAUACAAGUUUAUGAAAAGGGAACAACGAGAAAUGGUAGCUGAGGCAAAUAAACAGUAUUACCUCGAUAUCGAGGAGGAUGAAGAUGAAGAGAAACAGGAGCUAGCACAGAACGGGAAGCGAAAGGAGCGCGUCGUCACGUACAGCACCGAUGAUGAAAGGCCUACUCCAAAAAAACUCAAACCCAUCUCCCAGCCUCCAGUCAGGGGUCUUCAAGUUGAAGUUCUUCUUCCCAAUUGGCGCGCGAUUGUUGCACGUGACGUUCCCCAUUCACACCUUAAGCAAGCUUCUAAGUCCCACAAGUCUGAUUCAAAGGAAAAGAAAAGCCUCGAACUCGAGGAAGCAAGCAACGUCGAUUACGGGAGUUGCGGAGAUGAAGACGUCGUUGCUGACUCGGAGGAGGAUGAGGAGGAGGAAUCGAAUUUCAUCGGUCCGAACGACUCCCAGUGUGCACCAUCCAAUGUUUCCCUACUUGUGCCCACAAAUGGCCUGCAGCGCGCAUCCGUGAAUACUCCCCAGAAUUCGCACUCCGGAAAUGGCGCCGCUGGUGCACAGCGUAAUUUUGGCCCCCUUGUAUCUACUCAACGCAAACCCAUGGGCGCACUGCGACCAAUUUCCAAGUCUCAGCCUCGCGUCCCUGCUAGUUCCGCACAACAACCGGCAAAGAAGCCACACACUUGGUUCCGCAUAGAAGAUCUACCGAACGGCAGUCAGCAGCGCUUCCGCGAGGAUUUGUUACCCAUGUGGCUUGAUUUCGUCUCCACCCUCGAAAACCCUUGGGAUGUUGCUAACCAUAUUAAUGUUAUGCAAGAGAUCUGGAACAUGGUAUUCACGGACAUUGACCACACUGUGCAAAAGACGAACGACCCGGUGUAUUAUUUGUUGGUCCAACGUGCGAUUAACUACCGCAACGCCUUUUCCAAGCGCGGCGAAACCGCCGUCGCAACUUACCUAAAUAGCCUCGGCUUGAAAGAUCCAGAGCAGAUCGCCAAAUACAUCAGCUUCCUUGUCCCAUCAGUUUCAGACAUACGCAGCGAUGAAGAGACUGCUGAAUGCUACCCGUUCAUGUGGCAGGAAACGAAAGUUAUCAUGGACGAAGACGGACGUAUCGAACACAUGGAAACGAAGGGCGCAUUCUGCUCUCAACCGAUUUCUGACACUCUUGCGCUCUACCUGGAGAUCAGAGAAUCCAUUCCACAGGCGUGGCGGCAGACGGAUCAUCCUCGUGGCGCUCUCGUCCUCGCAACUGCUUCAGUGGAACGUGCGCUGAAGAUGCACUCAACUGGUGUUUAUGCCAAGCCCCAAAACCAUCUCGAGUCUAGGUUCUCGCAGAAACAUUGGGGUGUUACGACGGAGAAUGUAAUGAUCUCUGUUAAGAAGACUUCUUCACGGGGAUGGAAGAAAAUCAUCAAGGCCGCUAUGCUUUACAGCAGAACUCGCAAAACACGUCGUAAUUUGCGUCCAGUACCUGACAGAGCCCGUGAGGGGCCGAAUGGUUAUACACAUUGUGUUGAUGCGGACUCUGCCUCUGACUCCGGCUCUGAUAUCAUUUUCUAGUAGAAUGUGUCUGAUGAGUUUUCUCAUGGGUUGAUGGCAUGGUUUUGAAGCUUUCCAUAGACUAAGCACUAGGCUCCUACACAUAUGCAUCGUCAUCAACUCGUUAGCUAUACUCUGCGCUAUGCGAGUUAUUCGAAUUUCAGAUUUGAAACAUCUCAAGAA